AUGGUAGGGAGAAUUCAGUCCUGGACUACUAAGUUCCUAACCUGUGCAGGAAGAGUCCAACUUAUCAAAAGCAUCCUAUUCUCCAUUCAAGUGUAUUGGUCUCAAAUCUUCCUAUUGCCUAAGAAGCUCAUUUUGUUGGUUGAAAGUGUCUAUAGAAAGUUCUUAUGGACGGGAAAUUUUGAGAGUACAAGGAAGACACUUAUAGCUUGGGAUAGAUUGAGUUGUCCAAGGGUAGCAAGAGGUUCGAAUUUGCUGGAUAUAGGCACAUGGAACAAAGCUGCAAUGUGCAAACUACUAUGGAACUUGUGCAAAAAGAAGGAUAAAUUAUGGGUUCAAUGGGUUCAUGUAUACUAUAAAAAGUACAAUCCUGGCUGGGGGACUGAACCAAAGCAGGCAUCUUGGGUGAUUCAAAAAAUCUUUAAAGCCAAGAAGUAUUUUGCAGAAGGUGGUUACACAGAGGAUGAUGUGCUUAGAAUGAAGACUUUCAGUAUUAAAGAUGUGUACUUUAAGAAUAUAGGAGAAUUCAGUAAAGUUUCAUGGAGAAGGAUCAUCUGGAACAAUGCUGGAUUACCAAAAUGGAUAUUCAUUGGAUAUUUGGCUGCUCAUAGAAGACUACAAACAAGAAACAGAUUGAAAAAGGGGGGAUGUAUAAUAUGGGAUGCUAUGUUACGAUGGCUGAAGAUUGUUAGACCAGUUAUAGAUUGGGAACAUGAGAUGCAAUUGGCUGAACAACACUGUCGUGGUAGGAGUGCAGCUGCUGAAAUCUAUAGGAUGAUGCUGGUUGGUAGCAUGUACUAUAUUUGGCAAGAAAGGAAUGCUAGAUUCUUUCAAGAAAUACAGAGGACUGAUGAAACAAUUACUAGAAGUUUAGCACAAGAUAUACAAUGUAGAGGAAAUGUAAAGAAAUGUUUGAAAAGGAAACUGAUUGAAUUGAAUUCUUAUCCUACUGUUUAG
Messenger RNA from Nicotiana tabacum (common tobacco), 954 nucleotides. The record is from RefSeq and is a predicted model, not a curated record. NCBI's taxonomy places the organism in Eukaryota, Viridiplantae, Streptophyta, Magnoliopsida, Solanales, Solanaceae.